CACACACUUUCAGGGCGCAGCUACAGGACGAAAGAGGCUUGUCCUCUCUGGGUCUCCGUACAGGCUCUGUAGCUACAUCCUUGCUGGUCUCCCCGCCCCCUUCCACGUCAGCCAAGGACUCGGUGGAGCCGUCGCGGCAGCGGCUUCUGGACCGGUAGUCGACAGUCCCACGGUUCCUUCCCGGCCCCCGCCCCUCGGAGCCAGAUUUUCCUGGCACCUUUCGUCCUUUUUCAUCUUGUAUUGGGUUGAAUAUAAACAGAAACAAUGACGGCAGCUGAGAACGUGUGCUAUACGUUAAUUAACGUGCCAAUGGAUUCAGAACCCCCUUCUGAAAUCAGCUUAAAAAAUGACCUGGAAAAAGGUGAUGUGAAGUCAAAGACUGAAGCUUUGAAGAAAGUGAUCAUUAUGAUUCUGAACGGGGAAAAGCUUCCCGGACUCCUGAUGACGAUCAUUCGUUUUGUGCUGCCUCUUCAGGAUCACACCAUCAAAAAGUUGCUUCUGGUCUUCUGGGAGAUUGUUCCUAAAACAACUCCAGAUGGGAGGCUCUUACAUGAAAUGAUUCUUGUGUGUGAUGCAUACAGAAAGGAUCUCCAGCAUCCUAAUGAGUUUAUUCGUGGGUCUACUCUUCGUUUCCUCUGCAAGUUGAAGGAGGCAGAGCUGCUGGAGCCGUUGAUGCCUGCUAUCCGUGCCUGUCUGGAGCACCGUCACAGCUAUGUCAGGAGAAAUGCUGUUCUGGCCAUCUAUACCAUCUACAGAAAUUUUGAACAUCUUAUACCUGAUGCUCCUGAGCUGAUACAUGAUUUUCUGGUAAAUGAGAAGGAUGCAAGCUGCAAAAGAAAUGCAUUUAUGAUGCUGAUUCAUGCAGACCAGGAUCGAGCUUUGGAUUAUUUAAGUACAUGUAUUGAUCAAGUUCAGACAUUUGGAGACAUUCUACAGUUGGUUAUUGUUGAACUGAUUUAUAAGGUCUGUCACGCUAAUCCAUCAGAAAGGGCCCGUUUCAUUCGCUGUAUCUAUAACUUACUGCAGUCAUCGAGUCCUGCUGUAAAAUACGAAGCUGCUGGGACAUUGGUAACACUGUCAAGUGCACCAACUGCAAUAAAGGCUGCUGCUCAGUGUUACAUUGAUUUAAUUAUUAAGGAGAGUGAUAACAAUGUAAAGCUCAUCGUCCUGGACCGAUUGGUAGAAUUAAAAGAGCAUCCUGCUCAUGAACGAGUCCUCCAGGAUCUGGUCAUGGACAUCCUAAGAGUACUGAGUACACCAGACUUAGAAGUACGUAAGAAAACGCUGCAGUUAGCACUGGAUCUUGUCUCAUCUAGGAAUGUUGAAGAGUUAGUUAUUGUCUUGAAGAAGGAAGUAAUUAAAACAAAUAACGUGUCUGAGCAUGAAGACACGGACAAAUACCGACAGCUUCUUGUGCGAACACUGCAUUCCUGUUCAGUCCGAUUUCCAGAUAUGGCUGCAAAUGUUAUUCCUGUGCUAAUGGAGUUUCUCAGUGACAAUAAUGAAGCAGCAGCUGCUGAUGUCUUGGAGUUUGUUCGUGAAGCCAUUCAGCGCUUUGACAACCUGAGAAUGCUGAUUGUUGAGAAGAUGCUGGAAGUCUUCCAUGCUAUUAAGUCUGUCAAGAUUUAUCGAGGAGCAUUGUGGAUCCUGGGAGAGUACUGCAGUACAAAGGAAGACAUUCAGAGUGUGAUGACUGAGGUCCGCAGGUCCCUUGGGGAGAUCCCAAUUGUAGAAUCAGAAAUAAAGAAAGAAGCUGGCGAGUUAAAGCCAGAAGAAGAAAUAACUGUUGGGCCCGUUCAGAAAUUGGUUACAGAGAUGGGCACCUAUGCUACUCAGAGUGCACUCAGCAGUUCCAGGCCUACCAAGAAAGAAGAAGACAGACCACCCUUGAGAGGAUUCCUCCUGGAUGGAGAUUUCUUUGUUGCUGCCUCCCUUGCCACAACUCUGACUAAGAUUGCAUUACGCUAUGUAGCAUUGGUUCAGGAGAAGAAAAAGCAAAACUCUUUUGUUGCUGAGGCUAUGUUGCUUAUGGCAACUAUCCUUCAUUUGGGAAAAUCCUCUCUUCCUAAGAAGCCAAUUACUGAUGAUGAUGUAGACCGAAUUUCUCUGUGCCUCAAGGUCUUAUCUGAAUGCUCACCUUUGAUGAAUGACAUUUUUAAUAAGGAGUGCAGACAGUCUCUUUCCCAGAUGUUGUCUGCCAAACUCGAAGAAGAGAAACUAUCUCAAAAGAAAGAAUCUGAAAAGAGGAAUGUAACAGUACAACCUGAUGACCCCAUUUCCUUCAUGCAACUAACUGCUAAGAAUGAAAUGAACUGCAAGGAAGAUCAGUUCCAGCUGAGUUUGUUGGCAGCAAUGGGUAAUACUCAGAGGAAAGAGGCAGCAGAUCCCCUAGCAUCCAAACUUAACAAGGUCACUCAGUUGACAGGUUUCUCUGAUCCAGUGUAUGCAGAAGCUUAUGUUCAUGUCAAUCAGUAUGAUAUUGUCCUGGAUGUUCUUGUUGUAAACCAAACCAGUGAUACUUUGCAGAACUGCACAUUAGAGUUGGCUACUCUAGGGGAUCUGAAACUUGUGGAAAAACCGUCUCCUUUGACUCUUGCUCCUCAUGACUUUGCAAAUAUUAAAGCUAAUGUCAAGGUAGCAUCAACAGAAAAUGGAAUCAUUUUUGGCAAUAUAGUCUAUGAUGUCUCUGGAGCGGCAAGUGACAGGAACUGUGUGGUCCUCAGUGACAUCCAUAUUGACAUUAUGGACUAUAUCCAGCCUGCAACUUGCACUGAUGCCGAGUUCCGUCAGAUGUGGGCUGAAUUUGAAUGGGAAAAUAAAGUAACAGUUAACACCAACAUGACUGACCUGAAUGACUAUUUACAGCACAUCCUCAAGUCAACCAACAUGAAGUGCCUGACUCCAGAAAAGGCCCUUUCUGGCUACUGUGGCUUCAUGGCAGCCAAUCUGUAUGCUCGUUCUAUAUUUGGAGAGGAUGCACUUGCAAAUGUCAGCAUUGAGAAGCCAGUACACCAGGGACCAGAUGCCGCCGUUACUGGCCAUAUAAGAAUUCGUGCAAAAAGUCAGGGAAUGGCCUUGAGCCUUGGAGAUAAAAUCAACCUGUCUCAAAAGAAGACUAGUCUAUAAGAAUGAACAAAAGGUCCUUGCAAGUUUGUGGUUAAAAUUUAGGUGUGGGCUGAUUGGACUUCAACAUCUUUUGUACUCUUUUCAUGCUUUAUGUUUGUAGAAUUUGAGGUCAUGCUGAAUGCAUUCCAGCCAGUAAUUUAUAGCCUUUCCCCUAAAUCAAGAAUGAGUUUAAAAUUAUAGUUUGUCUUUUAUCUUAACAGUUCUGAAUGCUGUCCUCAAAGUAUAUAAUGUUUCUCAUAUGUACCAAGACCAUUUUCACAAUAAACAGAUCUGUUCAUAAAUUUUUGUUAUUUUAUAAAUAAAUUACUUAAUUUUA
Molecule: messenger RNA, 3442 nt
Organism: Grammomys surdaster
Lineage: Eukaryota; Metazoa; Chordata; Mammalia; Rodentia; Muridae
Gene: Copb1
Product: coatomer protein complex subunit beta 1
Exons: 22
Coding region: 265-3126 (953 amino acids)
Biological process (GO): intracellular protein transport; endoplasmic reticulum to Golgi vesicle-mediated transport; intra-Golgi vesicle-mediated transport
Cellular component (GO): cytoplasm; COPI vesicle coat
Molecular function (GO): structural molecule activity
Source: RefSeq, a predicted model, not a curated record